AUGAGCUUGGAGAAGUAUUUUCGUAAAGUUUCAAAAAUAUGUUCAACGUCUCAAAAUCAAUCCCGACGAAAUGAAGAUGUUGAUCAAAUAGAAAUACUAUCUCAGUCUUCUCAGAGACAAAAAUUUGAUGUAAAUGAUCUAAAGGCUGACCCUGCUGAAAGACCUCCGAUUUUGAGUUAUCCUCCGAACAUUCGUGAUGAGAUAAGAAGGGCAUACAUUCUAAAACGUCCUUGCCAGCCUCAAGAUCAUGAGUUUCCUCAAACAGACUUUUCUGGAACUCCACGUCGUUUUGUUUCUAAAUGGUUUGAUGAAUAUUCUGAUUGGUUGGAACAUAGUGUAAGUGCAGAUGCAGUUUAUUGUUUGUCUUGUUAUUUAUUUCAAGGCGAAAGCAUUCAUCAAGGUGAUGGUAAUACAUUUUCGACGAAGGAAUUUAAAAAUGGGCACAAAAAAGAUAGCUUUGCAACUCAUAUUGGUCCUCCGAAUAGCAUUCAUAAUCAAUCAAAAAAGAAGUGUGAAGAUCUUAUGAGGGAAGAACAAUCUAUUGAGGCUGCAUUUUACAAGUUGGACGAGAAAAGUAAGAAUGAAUAUCGAGUUCGGUUAAAUGCUUCAAUCGAUGUGGUUCGAUUUCUUCUAAAUCAAGGUUUAGCACUUCGCGGUCAUGAUGAAAGUGAAUCAUCCUUGAACAAAGAAAAAGCUCCAAAAAAUAAUAAAAUGAUUUCUCAUGAUAUUCAAAAAGAUAUUGUGACUGCGUGUAAGAUUGAAACAAUCAAAGCUAUAAUAAAGGAUUUAGAUGGUGAAUUCUUUGCUUUGUUGAUUGAUGAAUCAAGAGACAAAAAAGAACAAGAUAUUGCUAAUGCCAUGAUUCUUGUAAAAGUAGCAAAGAGAAGAUUGCAAGCAUUACGAGAUAAUGAAUGGGAUCCUAUUUUAAAAAAAAUGUUGGUUGGAAUUCGCUCAAAGAAAAGGUCGAGGCAUUUUCUACAAGAACUUAAUGACCGUUUUAAUGAGGUGACAAGUGAUUUUCUUAAUGGUGUAGCUUGCUUGAAUCCAAUUGAUACGUUUUCUAGUUUUGACAUCCAAAAGAUAUUGGUGAUGGCUAAAUUAUAUCCUGAUGACUUUGAUGAGUUCAACAUGAGGGUUCUUGAGAAUCAACUUGUUAAUUAUAUUUUUGAUGUUUGUGAUAUUGAUAAAAGAUUCUCCAAUUUAGGUGGAUUUGGGGAACUUUCAAGAAAGUUGGUUGACAAAGAAGCACUUAACCUAUCCUCUUGUAUUUCUUUUAGUGAAGUUUGUUUUGCUUCUACCCGUAGCCACUGCAUCAGUUGA
Molecule: messenger RNA, 1320 nt
Organism: Capsicum annuum
Lineage: Eukaryota; Viridiplantae; Streptophyta; Magnoliopsida; Solanales; Solanaceae
Exons: 4
Coding region: 1-1320 (439 amino acids)
Source: RefSeq, a predicted model, not a curated record